GAAAUAACUACGAAAGAGAAGAAAAAAAAAAUUAUAUACUUCUUGGCGACAUGUAUUGAAACAAGAAACUAGAGAAAUGAAAAGGAUGACAUACACAACAAUGGCUGCUUUUGAAUGCUAAUUUAAAACAGUGUUAAAUAAUCCAUGUAAUCAUGUUUCGAAAUGUGUUACGAUCACUAAAUACACCAAUAUAUCGACAUUCAGCAAAGAAUAUAUACAGACAAAAGCCUUGUUCAAAACAACAACGACAUUGGUAUGCAACUAUCCAAGAUUCACCUAAACGAGAUAAUCUGUCAGGCGCCAUGUACACUGCUUCCAUUUUCAUUGUCAUGUUAGGCAUGUCUUAUGCUGCUGUUCCUCUCUAUCGACUCUUUUGCUCAGCUACUGGGUAUAGUGGAACCCCUGUCGUUGACAGCGCACGGUUCAGCCCUGACCGUCUUAUUCCUCGAGAUACACGCAAACGUAUCCGUAUUACCUUUGAGUCCAAUACAUCGGAUGCGCUACCGUGGUCGUUUAAACCUGAGGUGCGUGAAAUCUAUGUUGUGCCUGGUGAAACCGCGCUUACGUUUUAUAAAGCUAAAUCUAAGGCUAAAGAAGAUGUGAUAGGUAUCGCAACGUAUAACGUGACGCCUUAUCGAGCUGGUUCUUACUUUAACAAAAUUCAAUGCUUUUGCUUUGAGGAACAAAAGCUAAGACCAGGGGAAGAGGUUGAUAUGCCUGUCUUUUUCUUUAUUGAUCCUGAUUUUAUGGAUGAUCCCCUUAUGAAGGAUGUCAAUACCAUCACGUUAAAUUAUACUUUUUUUAAUUCAAAAUAUGCAAAAGGAUUAAGUCCUGUUCAGCCUGCCAGCUAAUGCAUCGUAUGUGUACAGUUUAUUAUCAAUUAUAAAUAAAAUACAAGUUCAAAAAAAAAAAAAUCUCAAGAAUAAAUAAAACUUUAAUUAGUCAAUUAUGGGAUAUUAAAUGAUUAGCUUUUCAAUAGUAAGGAAAGUGCGUGUGUGUGUGUGUGUAUUAUAUAUAGUAACUCUAUUUUCUUUUCUUUUUUUUAAACAAUGAAUAUGAUUAGCUUUUACUUUU
Cokeromyces recurvatus is the source of this 1074-nucleotide messenger RNA. Its product is annotated as cytochrome c oxidase assembly protein CtaG/Cox11-domain-containing protein. Lineage: Eukaryota; Fungi; Mucoromycota; Mucoromycetes; Mucorales; Mucoraceae. The transcript is spliced from 3 exons. Gene Ontology annotation, molecular function: copper ion binding. The record is from RefSeq and is a predicted model, not a curated record. Gene Ontology annotation, cellular component: mitochondrial inner membrane. Bases 153 to 851 code for a protein of 232 amino acids.